Messenger RNA from Orbicella faveolata, 6176 nucleotides. RefSeq lists its product as uncharacterized. Gene Ontology annotation, cellular component: nucleus. Gene Ontology annotation, biological process: negative regulation of DNA-templated transcription. Lineage: Eukaryota; Metazoa; Cnidaria; Anthozoa; Scleractinia; Merulinidae. The record is from RefSeq and is a predicted model, not a curated record. Gene Ontology annotation, molecular function: chromatin binding; histone binding.
GGAUCCUCUGAUCGUAGCACGGUAGCAGUGUAACUUCACUACCAAUGUCUGACUAAAAGAAGUUGCACAUCGUCUUAUAUUGCCUAUGCUACGUGAAAAACUAGGACAUUGUGAGAAACGUGGCACCCACAAUAAAGACAAUUUCCUAACAGCAAAAUUUCUAGAACUAUUACAUACAUGUGAAAAUCACGAUUUUAUGAAAGCUUUGAUUUUGAAAUCACGUACUUGGCUUGCAUGAUAACUGAUAAUAAAUCAGUAGGAAGUUGCAAAGGAAAUUGAUAAAUGAUCAGCGUUUCAAAACUAACAUUGAUAUCUGUGAAUUCAUCUAAUUUUCAGAAGAAAGAAGGCGAGGACAAUGGACAGGACUCUGAUGAAGGGAGUACUGCAGGAGUUGCUGAAGGUGAAACCCCUCAUAAAUUUACAUGGAGCGAUUACAUGGAAGCUGCAUUAAGCAAAGCUGCUCCUGAUUGCUGUUUCAAACAUACAACUGUGGAAGUGCCAGGCUUAAAACCAGGAAUGAAACUAGAAGCUGUCGACAGGAACAAUCCUCCUUCAUUCUGUGUUGCCACGGUAAUACAACAGGUUGGGCAGAGGGUGCGUAUACGUUAUGAUGGCUUUGGAAAGGACAGUGGCAAUGACUGCUGGUGUAACUUCCAAGCAGAGGAGCUCCAUCCUAUAGGAUGGUGUGCACAGAAUGGCUACCCUCUGCAGCCACCUAAAGGUAUAAAUAGCACUCUUGAGGACUGGAGAACAUUUUUAACCCAGACCCUGACCGGCGCACUUGCCGCACCUCAUGAUCUGUUUAGAAAGACUCAAGAGCAUUUCCAGCCUAGAGUUCAUGGAUUUGAAAUUGGCAUGAAGUUGGAAGCUGUUCACCCGAUGAAGCCAUCGAUCAUUUGCCCGGCCACAGUCACUAAGAGCCUGGGUCCAUACUACUUUGCCAUCACUACAGACUACCAAGAGAAUGUGCCCUCAGUCACAUUUUGCUGCCAUAGCGACUCCCCAGGAAUCUUCCCAGCGGGAUGGUGUUCCAGGCAUCAAGUGGAUUUGUCUGUUCCUCAAAACUACACUAAAAAGACUUUUGCAUGGGACAAGUACUUAGCUCUGUGUAGAGCACCAUUUGCUCCUGCUCAUUUGUUUAGGAAAACAAAGGCCCAUAAAUUCAAGCCCGGCAUGAAACUAGAAGUGGCAGACUUGGAACAGCCUCAGAUCAUCCGUGUAGCCACCAUAACUAACAUCAUGGGCCGCAUGCUGCAGCUGUUCUUUGACGGCCAGUCAAAGUUUCAGUUUGUGGAUUUUGAAUCACCGGACAUCUAUCCCAUUGGUUGGUGUAAAAGAACAGGACACACACUCCACUCGCCAUUUGGUCCAAUUCCUUCUGAUGCGACCAGCUCAGCUGAUGAUGAAGACAGUUUAGACUUACCAUCAUUUCUGGAGGUCAUGGGAAGACAGAACCAAGCCCAGACAGGACAGACAGCAGUAGGUAAGGGUGAUCAAUUUCUCACUUCUCUUAACCAUUCUGUAGUCAUAUUUAAUGAAGCAGGUCAUAAGAAGAUAGGAUUAUAUCAUAUCAGAUUCCCUCUUCUCCCGUCAUCAUCUCUCCUCCCCUGCCCCCGGGCGGUCAUGCCAGGAGGAGGUCUGGAGGUCUGGAGGUCUGCCCCCUCUCCUGUGUUGUCUCGCCCCUUCCUUUCCCANGAUGACAAGUCACCGGGGGAGGAAAGUGACAUUAGUGAUGAUGAUACAGGUUCGGAACGUUUUUACCACAACAAGAAUCAGAUCUUCUUCAACAAGAGCUGCUGUUAUGGACCCUUGUUGGACCCAGACAAGGUGUCACAGCUGCCCGAGGCCACCCCUCCUGGGAAGGUCAGCAGUGUGAUACGCACGGGACUGGAGAUGGUAGCCAAGGCCGCGUUUGACCCUGAAAAGGUGAUCGACCUCAUGCAGGAGGGGUGCGGAGUACGAGUGGUUGUCAAACACAAGGGCAAGAUUCUGAAAAAGGCGAUCUCUCGAGUAGAUUCGCGGCCGAAGUUGGAGCGUUACCUUAAGAGGUUUUGCCGGCGACUCAUCUGUUGCGAAUUCUUCUUGAGUUUGAAGCCCGUGCCAACACCCUGUCCUGAUCAGUGCCAGGCUGAUGAUCAAGGGAAUCUGCAAGGUCCGAAGGGGCUCAAAGCCAAGCGUUCUCGUGAAUACUUUGAAGUCAAGCAUCUAGGAGUUGAGAAAAAGAAGCGCGGCCGGAAACGGAAGUCGGAAUACCUACUUCCGGGCGAUCCAAGCAACGCUGUUACCAGGCCCCUGGUAGAAAACGGCAUACCCAUCGUAGGGACGUCUUUCAGUGUGGUGCAGGGGCAGAAGAUCUCGCCGUCAACAACAACAUCAACCAUUGCUCCCGUUCAGAAUGGUACCGUCGUUACUCAAACCCCCGGGGCUCCCAUUGURAUACCCCAGGGGGUUUCCCCWGGGAUUGCCGCACCACCAGCCUCCGUUGGAAACGUUGGCUACCAGGUUCCUGGAAAUGUAACAGUGCCUCAUCCGCCCAACUCAGUAAAAAGCGUACCAAUGCUCGCACCCCAGGGGAAACUUCCCAUGGCUCACCCCCAUAGGGCACCUGUGCCGAUUAACGCUUUACCAGGAGGAAAACCUGUCAUGAAGGAGGGAGUGCAAGCACACAAUCCAUCCGGUGGCCCUAUCACCGUGUCGUUAUCUGACGGCUCAAGUCGCAUCGUCACUAACGUAUCAGGCCAAAGAUUCGCCACAAGCGCCACAAGCUCCGGUACAACCAUCACAUUUGGUCGGGCCCCACCCAAUGUCACCAUAUCAAACUGCAUUCCCCCACCACUGACUAAGAUAGCGACUGAGGCCAGCAGCAGUCACGUGACUACUACCACCAACAUGGCUGUCGAACCCCCAAAUCAACUUGCAAUUCAUGCUGUGUCCGCGGUGCAAACGGCCAGCAGCACUUCAGUGCCGCCACCUUUUUCUUCCGGUUCUGUGCACGUGCCUCCCGUUUCCAGGAACUCGUUUGGCACGACUCCCGCUGGACAGAUGCCCAUGGGGGCUGGAUACAGACCAGCUACCAGUCCACCGGUGUUUCCUCGACAAGUAUUAGGUGCAAACGCUGGAGGAGUGAUCCGACAUCCUGGGGUCCACCCGAAUCCUCCGGGUACUUCCUCUGCGGUUCAAAUCAAACCGAGCAGUGGAACACCCCCUCCCCCUCCUCCACUGGUCCCCAACGCUCGCGUGGGACCUCAAGGAGUAAGGCCCCAGGGGAUGUACGUUCAAGCUCAGACGAACAGCAGCUCCAUGCCACAGCCACGCCCAGGAAUGCAUUCCCACCCGCCAUCCUACAACCCCAUAGCAGCUAGAGGUGGGGUAGUUAACCACCACCCUCAAGCCAACACUCCGCCUCCCCUGAGUAGUUCCCCCGGGGCUCCAAGCGGACCUCUUCAGCCUGGCGCAGGAGAUAGGGGAGUUACCCAGCCUGGAUCCGCACCCAUUUCACAAAGGCCCAUUAUGCCUAACUACCAAGGAAUCCCUCGAUCGAUGAACCCUGGCAUGCCUCCUCGAAGUACCCCUCUGAGGUUUUCCAGUGUAAGAGCUCCCCUGGGAAGUGGAUAUGCACGGCAUCCCCCACCCAUGCGUCCGCAGGGAGUUAAUCCAGGGCAGAUGUCUUCCCAUCAACAGAGCUUCAAAUUGCGCUUCACAGUUCCUACCGUCUCAGGGACUGUGCAGAGAAGUCUUGGAUCCAAUCCGCCUGCCGUCACUUUCGUUGAUUCUGCAUCGAUUACCAAAUCGCACAUCUCACCGACUCCGAUCCAACCCAAGAGCUCCAUCGAACAUCUACAGGCCCUGACGAAUGCGACCGACAAAGACGCGAAGAUGAACGAGGAGUUGAAGAUCAAAGAGGAAGAACGAAAGAUGACGGAAGAGGAAGAAGAAGAAGGAGAAGGACAGGAGGGCAACGAAGAGAAAUCCGAAUCACCUCCGAAGAGAAAUCUGUGGUGGUUAAAAAAGAGGCGGCGAAAACGCACACGGCUGACGUACAUCAAAUCGAAAUACCGUCGGAAGGAGGACGAAGCGGCACCGAGCACUUCCGAGGUCGCUCCGAUGGAGGAAGAAGCUGAACUCGACGAUCUUCAGAAGACGUCUUUGGACGAAAGGCCAAAGCGAGGCCGACCACCGAAGGGCGUAGGAUUUCGAUUCAAAACAGAGAGCUUCUCUAAUAGUGACCCAGACUGGGACGAAACCGAAGAGAGAAGGCGAGUUAAACCAGUGGUGAAGAAGAGAAAGGGACGAGUCAAGAAAGAUUCUAACGAGGUGACGUCACCGAAGCUCAAGUCCCCUUUGGCCGGGCCAUCACAGAUCCCAAUGAUUCCUGGCAUGCCUAUAAUGCGAGAGGCUGGGCCCAAACACGCUGCCUCGAUGCCAUCCAGUUCUACGUCACCAAUGGGGCGCUCGCCCCCAGUUUCGCCACGAUCCAUACAGCGUGGACAUGCUCACCACGGACCAGGAAUGGCUGGUGAUAAACGUAUGACGUCACCCAAGGGUUCUAAAAUGAUGCGGAUGAGCUCUGGGUCGGAUGCAAGAGGUCACCACUCUCAUUCUGCAUCAAGGUACUCGCCUUACCCCUCCCUGACAUCAAAGGCACCCUACUCCCCCAUGGGGCAUCGACCCAUACGCCCAAAGCCGUUCUGUGUCGAUGUCGGUACUAACACGUCACUUCCGGGCUGCGUGAAUGGCCGGUCACCUGACCUUCCCGCCAACCCUGUCACGUGGUCAGUGGAGCAAGUGGUGAGAUACGUGCGCUCGACCGACUGCAUUAAUUAUGCUAAUAUAUUCUUGGAUCAGGAGAUUGACGGCCAAGCACUGAUGCUCUUAUCACGUGACUCGCUGAUGCAGUUCACUCGCAUGAAACUGGGGCCGACGUUAAAGAUGUGUAGUUAUAUUGCUCAACUCAAACUUCGAGCGCGUUAACGCUCGGCUCUGUUACUGGCAUGUUUUGGACUUGCAUGAAAGCACUCUCUACAAGUCGUCGACUAUGAAUCAGGAGCUUUUCCCGUAAGAUUGUGGACAUAGUUGAAGUCUUACGGUCCGAUUUGUGGAUACAAAAUGAUGGAGUGUUGAUAUCUUGAAGCCAACAAUGGGAAUCUAUUGGAUUUUAAUGAACCAACUAGUGCUGACUUAAAGAUUGUUGAUUCCGUAGUAUCCUCAAAUAUCAUUCAUUUCCCGCGCUCUGGCGUCUUUUGGCCAGGAGUUAAAUCGAUGGCAGACGACGACCCAUGUUUCAAGUUGCUCCGGAAGUGACACUUUCAGCCUGGGGCUGUGUCGAACUGUAAAACUUUCAAGCUUGUAGCAGCUAUAUUGCUAGCGAGAAAGUUAACAGCGCAUCACCGAUGUGCUGACUCUACACCCCGAAUAGCGAAUUUCAGGGAUUUCACGCUCUUUUGCUUUUCGGGGUUCUAAAGGUGUAGGGAUUGUAGAAAAAAAAAAAACUAAAUGCAGUCUAGCGUAGAUAUUAUAUUGUCUCCAGUUAGUUAAGUUUCAAUUCUCCUCAAUCUAAGAAUUUUAGCGUUAAUAUGAGUUCACAUUAACUUUGUGACCUUGAUACUUUGACAUGGGUUCUUGUUUCUCGACCGCUAGUUUGAGAAAGCGAAGGCUCCGGUUCUAGCCUUAUGACUGAGAUUGUGGUUUGUGCCGCGUGGAAAAUUUGUCUUGGACAAUAAAUAAAUAUUCAGAGUUAAUUUAAAUUACAAGGAAACUUAAGUGAUCAAGGCGUGAUCUGUGAGCGCCCAGUGAACGCAACUCGUGUAUUCAUACGCAAGAUUUACAUUUUGAUAUUUCCGAAAUAUUAUAGAGUAUUGUAUUUUAGGUAAAAAAUAGUUUUUGUGGAUUUGAUAAUUAUAAAUUGAGAGGUUUCCGGCCUUGGUAGUACUCUCGGAAACCAAAGGAUAACGACUUUUAAAUAACGGAGUAAUCAACAAAGGACCAUGAUCUUCGGUUUUCGACACCCGAACGAAUGGUCAGGUCGACAGCGUCCGUCGAUUCCCGAGGGUAGGAGGCGAGCGUUUAAGGAGUGUUAAAUCACCUAUUAAUUAUGAUUGAACCUAUUUUGUGUGGAUUAUGACAUUCUACAUUGUAGAUAGACUUUUUUGUCAAGUAUUAAAAAUUAUUUUUAUGUA